Molecule: messenger RNA, 1556 nt
Organism: Exophiala mesophila
Lineage: Eukaryota; Fungi; Ascomycota; Eurotiomycetes; Chaetothyriales; Herpotrichiellaceae
Exons: 3
Coding region: 89-1303 (404 amino acids)
Molecular function (GO): oxidoreductase activity
Source: RefSeq, a predicted model, not a curated record
CCGAUAGCAUCAUUCGACGUGGAGAAUAAAAAUAUACACCGUUGGCCGAGUAAAAUCAAUCUUGUUGUGCUCUUAAACCUACCUGUAUAUGCUAUCGACAUUUACACCACGUGUGAGUGCCAGCUCUAGAUCAUUAUUCCUCCAACACCACCAUCAUCAUCGAAUUCCCAUCACUACUACUAUUAGUACGAUUACUACAACCCGCCACUUCACCCUCAAUCAAAGACACUUCCAACCACCCAAUUCCAAUUCCAAUUCCAAUUCCAAGUUCAAAUCCAUCACUAUGCCAUUAAUCCCAUCCACCACCGCACUGGGCGGAAAACCACGAGUCAUACUGGGCCUCAUGACAUUCGGACCACCAGGCAGCGAAAGCAAAGGCGGACGCAUCACGGAUCUGGACACGUACAACUCUCAUCUCGACCACCUCCAAUCGCGAGGGUACAAUGAAGUCGACACGGCUCGAAUGUACAUCCAAGGCGACCAAGAAGGCUUUACACGCCAAGCACACUGGAAGGACCGUGGCUUGAAGCUCGCGACCAAAUGCUACCCGGUCAACCCGGGCGACCAUGCACCGGCCAAACUGCGUGCCACUUUUGAGACGAGUCUCAAGGAAUUAGGCACCGAUGCAGUGGAUAUUUUCUACCUGCAUGCUCCAGAUAGGAGUGUUCCGUUUGAGGAGACGUUGAAGGAAGCGAAUGAAUUGUUCAAGGAAGGCAAAUUUGUCGAGUUGGGUCUGAGUAAUUUCGCGGCUUGGGAAGUUGCAGAGGUUUGGAAUAUUGCUAAUGAAAGAGGUUGGGUCAAGCCCACAAUCUAUCAGGCCAUGUAUAAUGCCAUCACCAGGGAUAUUGAAAAGGAAUUGGUGCCGGCCUUGAGGAAAUAUAAGAUUGAUUUGGUGGUUUAUAAUCCGCUUGCCGGCGGUGUCUUCAGUGGCAAGUACAAAUCCAAGGCUGAGAUCCCUGACUCUGGUCGAUUUGCUACCACGAAUGAAAGACAAGGCAAAAUGUAUCGAGAUCGGUACUUCCACGACGAGACCUUUGAGGCCUUACAGCUGAUCGAACCCGUGGUGGCUAAACAUAACCUGACGCUGAUCGAGACAGCUCUUCGCUGGGUGCGCCAUCACUCGGUCCUCAAAUUGACCGAUGGUGGUAAUGACGGUAUCAUUAUCGGCGUCAGCAGUUUGAGUCAACUUGAGACUAACUUGACGGAUCUGGAAAAGGGCCCUUUGCCUGAUGAGGUUGUCGAGGUCUUGGAUCAAGCGUGGAAUACUCUCUUCAAGGGAAAAAGUCCUAGUUAUUGGCGAUGAUUGGGGGUUAGAUCCAGGUAUUGAUGAACAUCAAUUGGUUUGAGUUAAACUGAUGGUCCAAUAAAGAAGUGGGCGUCUAAGCAGAUACUCAGAUAUUUACAAAGAACAGUGGAUGCAAAGGCUAUGUACUCAAGCCCACCAUGGAGGUAGCAUAUGUAGCCUUGAUACAAUGGCAAGCUGGGAACAAGGAACAGGCUACUGUCUGCACGUGUGACCAAGCUACUCUAUCUCUUGAGAUACGCCGAAAAGUGCA